AUGGCCACUAGUGUUACAUUCAGACAGUUGAUGUACAGUUUCCGUGUAGCAGACAAUACAAUCUCCAAAUUCACACCGACCGUCCUGGAGGCCAUAGUCGACACAUUAAAAGCCAAAGUUAAGCCACCACUUAUUGAGCCAGGUAAAUGGAGGGAAGUCAGUGACAGGUUCAUCAUCAAGUGGAAUUACCCCCAUGCUUGUGGUGCCCUGGAUGGCAAACAUAUCCCUAUCAAGGCUCCACCAAAAUCUGGAUCACUCUUCCACAGCUACAAGGGCUUUUUCUCCAUGAUCCUUCUGGCAUUGGCAGAUGCCGACUACAAGUUCUUAUGGGCAUCAGUGGCGGAGUAUGGUUCAGCAUCCGAUUGUCAAGUGUUCAACGACUCUGAAUUGAGGGAGUUGAUGGAAGGUGGUGAACUAGGUUUCCCUUAUCCAGAGCCGCUGCCAGGCCUGAACGAAAACCUGUCCUACUUCUUCCUGGGACACAAUGCAUUUCCAUUGAUGACCUGGCUGGAUGAUGAAGCCCUACUCAAGGAUGGACCUUGGUCACGAUGA
Molecule: messenger RNA, 552 nt
Organism: Ruditapes philippinarum (Manila clam)
Lineage: Eukaryota; Metazoa; Mollusca; Bivalvia; Venerida; Veneridae
Exons: 1
Coding region: 1-552 (183 amino acids)
Source: RefSeq, a predicted model, not a curated record